Molecule: messenger RNA, 1327 nt
Organism: Cuscuta europaea
Lineage: Eukaryota; Viridiplantae; Streptophyta; Magnoliopsida; Solanales; Convolvulaceae
Source: the annotation of a GenBank genome assembly
CACGCAUUCUCAACGCCAAGACGCCAUAACCGGCAUCUCCGGUUUUGCCUUAUCUCUUCGCCCACAAUAUUAUCUCUAUCUCCCCCUCUCAGCGAUUUCCCGACACACUUUCCGAUCCUCUGCUCUCCAGUUCUGUUAACAAGGUUCUUAUUUAGAUGGCGAGUAAUGAAAACAAAGAGUCAGAUUCCCGUGGAAAUGAGUGGGAGGUUGUUUCACUUACUGCAUCUGAAUAUGCUGAUGGUGAUGGGCUAAAAGGCUGUGAAGAGUAUGAAGCUGAAACUUCUAGUUCAUUGUUUAUGUCUCGUCACUUUGCCUUUCCACCAUCAAGCCAGCUUGAGUAUUUGCAACCGCAACCAGGAAAGAGUGAAAUUCUCACUGAAAAGGUGGUUAAAAGGGAUGAAUUUGUCUCUACGGAUGAUGGUGGUAGGACAGAUGAAAAGACUGAAGAGCAUCUGAAAAGUAAAGAGGCUGAGUUUCCUGGGAUGCAUAUUUUUUAUGAAACGGGUGAUUUAGCUGUUGGUGAAGCAGAAGUUAUAGGUGACACAACUCCGGAAGGGUCAGAUUGGGUAGAGAAGGAACCAAAGCUAUAUGGCACUGGAGCCCAUAGUAGUUCCUUACAAGGUGAAAAUGAAAAGAACAUGUUUGGCGGAUCCAUGAUUUUGGAUGAAAGUAGUGCCGCAAGCAAUGACACGUUAUCAGAAUCAAUUCCUCAGCAGGCAGACAUCUCAGGUUUUCCAAAUGAGAAGAAGCACGAUGGGGAUGACCACCUUCCCUGUCAAGCUUGGUGGAAACGACAAUCUGCAUCCCUGAUUGCUCAUGCUAAGGAGGCAAACACAUUUUGGUCGGUUUUCAUUGCGGCAGCUGUAAUGGGCCUUGUUAUAAUUGGUCAAUGUUGUCAGCAUGAGAGGUGGCUGCAGUUGAAGUGGCAGAAUCUUGGAGGUGUCCAUGAUGAGAAAAUAUGCAGGAUGGUGGGUCCUCUAUCCCGUAUUAGAAAUGCAAUCAUUGGAGGUGAUCAUCGAGGUUCCUCCAUCCGAGGUAGUGCCUCUACACAACAUUAAGAUGAUGACGAAAAAAGAUUGGGCACCACUUUGUAUGGAAUUGCAAAGCUUACCCUUAAUAUGUAAUACGUCGUAUAUAAAUUAAAGUCAUGCUGGUAUUAUUAUAUUGGUCACUUUUGUUACUGGGAUGAAUUGUAUGAUUAAUACUUGGGGGUUAAUACAUGUAAACACAGGUCAUGCUGGCAUUAUUAUAUUGGUCACUUCUGUUACUGGGAUGGAUUAUACUUGGGGAGAAACUUCAUAUCAUUUUUUUUUCACUUGCAUUGUCA